Molecule: messenger RNA, 681 nt
Organism: Nymphaea colorata (pocket water lily)
Lineage: Eukaryota; Viridiplantae; Streptophyta; Magnoliopsida; Nymphaeales; Nymphaeaceae
Exons: 2
Coding region: 1-681 (226 amino acids)
Source: RefSeq, a predicted model, not a curated record
AUGAAUACGUACAAUAGCAACCUCACUUCCUUUACAGGAAGCCUCAAUACCUUCUUUAGCGCAGUCUCGACUCUGAACAAUGUGGUAACUAACCAGAUCAACGGUCUGACGAUUUCCAACAACUGCACGAUAAUAGCAGACAGUAUGCGUUUCUUCUACAACAUGUACUGCGUCAACUUCAUCAACCGCUCCGUUAAAAUCGGCAGGCGCCACCGCGGCAAGCUCCUCCUCAAGAACGGCGACUAUUACGACGGAUUUUACAAUGAGGACUCCGAGCCGCACGGAGAUGGAGUGUGGUACGAGAAGGCUAACGGUACUUUCCGGGGCAUUUUCACUAAUGGUCAAUUCACGAAGGGCGACGUUGACUACGCCGACGGUUCUAAGUUCAAGGGCACGAUGCUCAACGGACGCAAGCAUGGCGAAAACUGCGAGUUCCAGUUCGCAGACGGCGACAAGUUCACCGGCGAGUUCGACAAUGAGGAGUACAAGAACGGUACUUUUGAGUCACGCAAUGGAUUGAAGUACCAGGGAGGCUUCCUCAACGGCAUGAAGGAAGGCGAAGGCAAGUACUUCCUCAAGGGAGUCGCAGAGUACGAGGGCGGCUUCCACCACGACGAAUUUCACGGAUACGGAAAACUCAAGAACUUCAAGAACAACACCGAGUACGAGGGACGCUUCUAG